Molecule: messenger RNA, 2487 nt
Organism: Spirometra erinaceieuropaei
Lineage: Eukaryota; Metazoa; Platyhelminthes; Cestoda; Diphyllobothriidea; Diphyllobothriidae
Source: the annotation of a GenBank genome assembly
AUGCGUAUGGCUUCUGAAUGUCCUCUACCAGUGAAUGCCAAUCUGACAACUGGUGCAGUUGCGGACUUCAAGAUGAUCGGAACUGUUGAACGAAACCCGGAAGACAAACAUCAGCACAAAAUGUUCCACCCAAGCUUUGAGGUGCCCUUCGGACAGCUGAGUGGUCGCGAAAACUUCCCCCAACUACCUAUGGAUAACCCAUUUGAGCGUACACAGAGUGAAUCGUCAGGAAAUAUCUUAUCUGGAUACAAUUUCCUAGCCAACCAGAUAUACCGAUCCGUUUCGAACCCCCUUUAUAAACUGGUCAGAACUGUUGAGAACACAGGUAGUGAAGGCAGCCAGUUAGGGAACUCGAAACAGCUGGCAGCCAGCGCAGAUGAUAGUCGGGGCUUUCCGAACUGCCUUCCGUCCGCAAACGGUGCACCACAUUAUGGCAAAUUUUACAAUACCGUGUCGGUCGUGGAGGCCUCGCUGAAGCCCCAAUCAUCCAGUCUGAGCAUAGGUGCCUGCAUGAAAUUUGAGCCAUCUAGUACAACGAGCGGUUCGAGCACUUCUACCGGUAACACUGCGAGUGAUGUGACGUCAACGGGACCGUGCAGCAACUUUGACGACGUACGUUGUUGUGAUGAAUAUCCCGAGGGUAAGGUGCGUCUGUCACCCAGCCAGAGAAUGCCUGAAUCACCUAGCAACGGGGCGGCAGUUCUUACUCAGUCGAGCGUUGUACACAGUUUGGCCAUUGCGACAACAGCGAACUCCAACUUCUGUCAACAAGGAAGUCUGACUAGCUCGGGCGACCAGGGUGCACUACCGUGCACAGCCAUUUCUUCACCCUCAUCCACCUCCUCAAAGUCAUCUUUCUCUUUUCAAGGAGAAGUCCAACAGAACCCACCCGGUCGCCUUAAUACUUCAAGUGUACCAGCACAGACGCAGCAGCCCCAUCGACGGCAAAAUUUGAACAUCUGGGAAUUACCUACUGUCCAUCAGUGGUAUCCUGGGGCACACCAGCGUCCAGGUCAACAGACACCUCUUGAAUCAUCCGCAGCUUGUCAUUCAGGAGACGCCUACAGCGGCAUUAACUGGUCAAAUAGUACCAGUUCAGGUAUGCAAAAGGUCCUCUCAAACCCCUUUGCCUCGAUAUCUCUUGGUCUGAACAACAAUAACAUAAGUACCUCAAAACAAUCGGAAGUCUACAAUACUAAGAGCGAAACACCAUCGCCUGUUCAGUCACCGGUCGGUGGUAAAGCAUUCGCCUCCGCUGAUCUGCUUUCCAAUAACGCAGGUCACCUUACCCAGCGGUACCCUCAACAAUAUUUUCAGGAAUGGGCAGACGCGAGCAACCUGAGGGACUGCGUCUACUAUCCGUCCUUUGAAAACGCUACUGGAAUGACUGUGACAGGCUCCAGUAUUCCGUCCCCCCGAGCGGAGGAAAUAACUUUCUCCCCCCCUUCUACGGCGAUCAACACCGGAGGAAGGGGACCGUCCACUUCUUCCUCUUCUGCAUGUCUGGGAUGCUGCAACUCCGCGACCCACCACCCGGCACUUUCCACAUACACUCAGCACGCGGUUGAGGACAGCGACCUACAGAACGGUCUCUGUCUAAUGGAUCCGAUGCGUUCACUGCCACGGUAUCUGACCAGCGGUCUCUGGCCCCCCUGUAUCAAUCCUAAGCUCGAGUGGAACGCGAGCAACACAACUGAUGAAAACGCUCGUUUGCCCGCGGAGGGCAGUCGGUUCUACACUGGCGAAACCGAUACGACAUCUUACUCAGGUCGCAUGUCCGCUAUGCAGUAUAUGAACAGUUCUUACGGCUUCCCUUCGGAGACGAAGGAAUGCAUUGGUGGCUGCUUUUUUCCCCCGGUCCCUCGCCUAGGUCACAGUAUGUACUCCGGCCGAGUGGGAGACCUUUCAGUGCAUGAGAUAUCGCCUAACAUGGCCGCCGCGAUCCAUCACAAGGUGGAAACUCAUCGAUUCUCCACUAUGGAUUGCGAUCCGCAGGAGCUGGAGGCAUUCGCAGAACGCUUCAAACAACGUCGGAUAAAACUCGGUGUAACACAGGCUGACGUCGGAAAGGCCUUGGGACGUCUGAAUCUGGCUGGCGUCGGUUCCUUCUCCCAGUCUACCAUUUGUCGUUUCGAGUCGCUCACUCUCAGCCACAACAAUAUGCUUGCAUUGAAACCCAUACUGCAAGCUUGGCUUGACGAGGCUGAACAGGAGGCCGCUGCGCGCCAGAAGAACCCCAACGCCUUCGAGAUGGAGGACGAAGACAAGAAACGCAAACGUACCUCCAUCACUGACCCCGAGAAGCGCUCCCUCGAGGCCUUUUUCGGCAUCCAACCGCGACCAUCUAGCGAAAAGAUUGCUCAAAUAGCCGAAAAGUUGAACUUGAAGAAAAAUGUGGUCAGAGUAUGGUUUUGCAAUCAGCGACAGAAGCAGAAGCGUAUGAAAUUUUCAACAGCAGGUCUUCUACACCAAGUUAACGGGAUUUAA